Molecule: messenger RNA, 1506 nt
Organism: Pungitius pungitius (ninespine stickleback)
Lineage: Eukaryota; Metazoa; Chordata; Actinopteri; Perciformes; Gasterosteidae
Product: ICOS ligand-like
Exons: 4
Coding region: 336-1352 (338 amino acids)
Biological process (GO): T cell receptor signaling pathway; regulation of cytokine production
Cellular component (GO): external side of plasma membrane
Molecular function (GO): signaling receptor binding
Source: RefSeq, a predicted model, not a curated record
UGGUUCCCAGUGACUCCUCCCGUUUGUACAAGUUCAAGCAAGGUGGUUGCCAUGACGCCCCGGUGUGUGGGCGUGUUCCUCCUCAGCAGCAGGUCGGACAGGUCGGUCAGGACCUCCACAGAAGGCUCUCUGCCGGUGGGCUCUAACUUCAUCAAACCCACUUCCCGUGAAGUUCUCCCCGCGCCGCGAUGUUUGGGUCAAAUCACACCGACGACCGGAGCGGACGCCUCGACAAGCCGCGACAUGACCCACUGUGACGUCACUCGGGGUGCAACCAGGUGCGCGCGCGUCGGGCCCGGGGCCGCGGGACAGGGGCCAGGGGGGGAGAAGCCGCGAUGGGUCCGGCUCGGUUCGGCGGUCGGAGGGUUGAAGCGUGGAGCUGCGGGCUGCUGCUCGGCUUCCUGGGUUUCUGCGCCGGUUUGGAGGAAGACUGCGUCCUCGGUAUCGUGGGACAGCUCGUCUCGCUGCCCUGCGUCCUCCCCCAGCUGGUGACCGCAGUGAACGUCAGCGUGGUGUGGCGGCGGGGGGAGGAGGUGGUGCUGAGGUCGGCGUGGACGGACGGCGGGGACGUGGAGGAAUGGAGCGUCAACAGGGCCACGACCCCGGGGGACGCCGCGCUGACGGGCAACGUGUCCCUGCAGCUCCCCGUGGCCGAGGCCUCCGAGCGCCGCCUCAACUACAGCCUGCUCGUCACGUCGGGGGGGAACCACAGCGGCGCCGAGCUGUGCGCCGUGUGCCUCAGGACGGCGGCCAGGUUCAGCCCCCCGGUGCUGCGGCGGGGGGAGGCGGGGCCCGGAGGCGAGACCGCCUUCUGGUGUCACUCCAGCGGGGGUUUCCCCAAACCCGCGGUCUACUGGCUCCUCAACGACACAGAGGACCCCCCCCCCGGCGGCUCCGUGAGGACGCAGGCGGCGGCGCUCCCGCACUCCCUCCUCUACAACGUCACCAGCCGCCUGACGCUCCACGCCGCCGACGGCGCCAGCGUGUCGUGCGUGGUGGAGAACGCCGCCCUGAACGAGAACCUGACGUCCACCAGCGGCGGCGUGAGGGCGUGGGGGACCCCCGUGGUGCCCAGCAGGGCGUCGGAGGCCAUGUGGAUCUUCAGCACGGCGCUGUGCGCGGUGGUCGGGGUCCUGGUGGCGGUGGGCGUGGUCUACCAGAUCCACCUGGACCGGCUGAGCAGGAGGAGGCGGCGCGAGUCUCUAAAGGAGCCUCCGAACAGAGGUGGGUCUGUUGUUGGUGGACUCGACCUUUACGCCUGGUCCUUGGAACCGAUUCAAGGGGCUUUAAUUUAUCGGAUCAGGUUCAACCUUCGACUGGACCUUCUGAUCAAAUCCAAAUUCAUCCGUUAAAAUGAGGGUUGUUGUUGGAAUAUGUGAAAUAUAAAAACCGUUGAUCCGGAUGUGAUGAAUGUUUGCUCUCGGUUCAGGAUACAAGAGGAGGAACCCGAGGGAGGAGGAGGAGGAAGAGGAAGAGGAGGAGGAGGAAGAGGAAGAGGCCAUGACG